AAAUCUAUUUUUAUGCAUAGGUAAAAUAAUAAUAAGUAUGAAAAGUAUGGAAUAUCUUCUCAUCGUAUUCAUCUUGGGUUCCAUCUUACCAGCUCAUGCAACAUUAAAUGAUACAUGUCCUACAAAAACAAAUACAGACUGUCAAGUAUUUCCAACAACUCGCACCUAUGCCUGCUCGAUAUAUAUUGGCAACCAGUUGUCAUAUAACAAAGAAAAAAUUGAUCAAUACAAUGAAGACUUACAAUCUGCAAUUAACCUGAUACGAGUUGUCCUUGGCAACAGCACAUGCGCAGACUUGCUGUUCUCCCUAAUGUGUUCACAUUUGCAUCCAAAAUGUCAAAACAUACCACUACUAUGGACGGAUGUUAACAAGACAAAACCACAACCUCAAAAAAUAUGCGCUGAAACGUGCAGGCAUUUGCACUAUGGUGUAUGCAAGAAUGAUCUCAAUCAAUUUGGUGAAAUGGUUAGGCAGUUUGCAAGUAUCACUAUAAGUGCAGAGGUGAAAUCGCUGUUGACAGAGUUGCUUAUUUACAGAUGUAACGACACGAAUGUUUUUCCAACAACGUUAUCCAAUCCUGCUCCGGAAUGUCUUCUCAUCACAGAUCGCAAUGAAUUUCAGAAGAAUGAUACAUGUGAUGGGAAUGGUUUUGAUUAUGCUGGGAAUAUAAAUAAAACAAAAUUUAAUCAAACUUGUCUGCCGUGGUCGUCCGCAUGUCUCAAACAGUACAGUCUGCUAGAUAUCUCCGGUUUAAACGAAAACGAGAAUUUUUGUCGGAAUCCAUCUGGUUACAAGGAAAUUCCAUGGUGCUAUAUUUCACCUAAUGGAACAGAAUGGCAGUAUUGCGAUGUACCAAAAUGCCCAGUGAUCAAUGGAAAUUAUUCACAAUGGUCGGAUUUUGGUGCCUGUAUUGGCAAAUGUGGAAGUGAACGUUACAAAUCCCGCUUUCGCACAUGCUCAUCACCCGAACCAAAGUAUGGAGGGAACAACUGUUCCUUAUUGGGACCAAGCGACGAAAGGCUUUCAUGUGGAAUUUUGGAAUGUAAAGUAAAUUCAGACAGCCCUGUGACAUAUGUGGCGUAUGGUAUAGCAGCUGGUGUUGUUGUGAUUACUGGUAUCAUCUUGGCAAUUUUUAUAUACCGAAAAAAACCUAAAAACAUUAUAGCGUAUGACCAGACAGUCUUGAACCCAGAGACUAUAGAUAUCUUGAUAAAGCGAACAGAAGAAGACAGUAUGCUAGUUCAACAAAUUUACGAACAUUUGAAACUUUUUCGUCAUUGUCUUUGUUCAAAUUGCAUCAAAGACUGGUUGAUUAGUUUGCUGCAUGAUUCAAUGGCAAGUUCCCCUGUUGAUAUUCCAUCAAAUAUCAGUACAAUGAUGCAACGCUUAGAAGAAUAUCAGUCUAAAUAUAAUAACUUGCCUGAUGUGCUCAAUAAUUGCCACAAUGAGAAAAGUCACAACUACAGGGAUGAUCACGAAAAUUGUUUCUAUGAGAAUGUGGUGAAAGAAUGGGUACAAGAAUGUGUACAGUAUUCGAAAUUGGGACCUAUGAAAGAUGGUGAAAGCGAUGAUAACUCCCAGAGAGCAUUGGCUGGGGCAUUUAUGUUGAAAGGAGAUAAAAUUGUUCCGGUCUAUGAUACACUUCUCAGUUCACGAAAAAAUGUGGAAGGUGAUAAUGUAUGAGAAAUGCAGAUGCCUGUUUCAAUGAUCAAACAUUCUAUUUCACAUCGAUUAGAUUUUAUUGUUCGGAACAGAAAUACUGUAAUUAUCGUUCGAAGUCUAGAGGAGCUGUAUUUGGAGGAUGUGGAAAAACAAUUUUAUUGUUUAUGACGAGGCAAAAAUUCAACACGAUUACAUAUUUAUAUACAUAUGGACAUUAAACAUUGACUGCAAUACAGCAAUGAAUCACAUGAUAAGCAGAUAUUGCAUGCCCAUUCGUUGAAUAUCAAGACUGAUCCACUCGAGGUGAGCAAAAUUCCACUCGGCUGAGCAAUGUGGAAUGUUGCUCACCUCGAGUGGAUAAACUUGAUAUUCAGCGUACGGGCAUGCAAUAUAUGCUUUAUUAUAUACUUAACAACUUUUUUUCUUUGAUGUGACUUCUUAUUUUUUUGACCGAACGUAAACAGAAAAAUUUUAAUUUGAUGACUCGAACGUUUUACGGAAGUCAUUGCAUUGCAAAUUGAAAAUACCAAAACAAUCGUGGAAUAUCGCGUCAGUUAUUGCAUGGUUUUACGGAACAUUUAGAUUUAUUGUAUAUAAAAAAGAGUUGACAGGUAUAUAAUAAAUGUAAUUAUUUUAUAACGCAAGUGUUAAAAUAUCCCAGUGAGACAUUAUCAAAAAUAAAUACUGUUUUAUAUAACGGACAAUAGGAACCCUGCCACCGCUAAAGUUUUUAUGACUUGAACUGAGUAAGCACGAACAGCACUGCAGUACGCUCUGAGAAGAACGAAAAAACCGAUAGGGUAAAGAAACAAAAAGAGGGUCAAAAUUUCAUAACGAUAAUUAAAACUUAAAAACAUAAAAAUUUAAUAAAGCCAGAAAAUUUAACGAUCUCAGGAAAGCUUCUAAUUUUAAAUGUUGUUGCAGAGUAUUUUAAUGUUACGGAAACAUAUAAUCCUUUCUUUUUCGCUGGUUCUUUUUCUACGCAAAAGACAUCUCGCACGUUUUUUCUGUUCCACGUACCGUAUAUCCUCGAAUAAACGCCUGAAUUACUUAUUUAAUUUUUCAGCUUUUGAGGCAUCUUUUGGAGAAACGCGUUUAAAAGAGGAAGGCGCUAAUUAAAAAAUUGCAGCUCAUCAUUUAUACAAGUUUUAAGUUUACAAGGAGAAAAGAAAAUGAGGAAACUAAUUUAGUCGAUAACUCCAAUCGGAGUUAUCAAUUUUAUUAUACUAUUUUUAAAAGCCAAUUUUAUAAAAACCACGGUCAUUUGAAAGCGAAAGUUAAAGAAAUUAAUCACCCAAACAACAUGAGCGAGAAUGAACACUUGUCAUUUGUUUUAUUUUAUGUAAUAUUUCUCUAUUUAACGACUAGGGGGGUGUUUAUUAGGGGGGGGCGUUGAUAAGAGGGGCGUUUAAUAAAUAUUUUGGUUUGCAAGGGUGUGUUUAUUAAAGGGGGCGUUUACACAAAGGAGGCUUCAUUAGAGGAUUUAACGGCAAGCACUUUAUAAUAGUUGACUCUCCAUUAUUAGAAUCUUCUUAUAUUAAUCAUGAUCCAUUUUAAUUCGCCAUUAUAUGUCUACUGAAUUUUGACCGAUUUAAUAAUUUGAUCUGUUUUAUCAAUGCAUCUCCAAUUAUCAUUUAAACAGGGAAAAGUACGCAAAAAGGAAAGCAUGGCAAGGUUUUCUUAACAAUGAUGGCUGGCGGUAACGUGAAUAAAGAAGUUUUUUCGUCGACAAUCUGUUUCUUCAAAAUGUAUCCAAAAAUUGCAUUCUAUUACACAUAAAAUAAAAUUCAAAUUCGAGGAAUUAAAUAAAAAUAGAGCGAUACGUGAUCAAAUUUGAAAAACAAAAUAAUCAAAUAGCAGCUUUCCAACUCUAUGUUGGCCUGGACGAGCAUGUGGGCAGUUGCACUGGGGCAGAAAGAUCUCUAGUCAGCCGAACAGACAUAAAAAUACUUGUCUCCCAAAUGUUUUCACUUCUGAGAAUGCUAGCUAAUGUAAAAUCUCAUUUUCCAGGUUAUUGGAAAUUCUGACGUGGUAAUUAGCGGAAAUCUUAAAGCCGCAGGGAUUCUAGUCAAAUUAUUUUUUUAAUUCAAAUCCACAAUCGUGCAACCAUCCAAAAUUUAUAUUGUUUCUCCAUAUAAAGCUGUUUACUAUAUAUUUAUAAAUUUUUGGGACCACAUGUAGAUGUCAACGUUAAAUGAGCUAAUUUAAAGAGAGACUUGUAACUCAUGAAUUAUGAAUUCUUAAUAAGCAA
Messenger RNA from Hydractinia symbiolongicarpus, 3914 nucleotides. RefSeq lists its product as uncharacterized. The transcript has 8 exons. The record is from RefSeq and is a predicted model, not a curated record. Gene Ontology annotation, molecular function: endopeptidase activity; signaling receptor binding. Bases 38 to 1684 code for a protein of 548 amino acids. Lineage: Eukaryota; Metazoa; Cnidaria; Hydrozoa; Anthoathecata; Hydractiniidae.